AUGGAAUUCUUCCAAAAUGCCAAAGUUGUGCGCCUAAAGAGCUACCAUGACAAGUACUUAAUGGCAAACGGUGAUGGAGAAACCAUUUAUCAAGACCUCCAAGGAUGUUAUGACAAUGCCAAAUGGACGGUGGAGAUUUUGAAUCAUGAUGAUAACAACUUGAUCCGAUUGAAGAGUUUUUUUGGGAAUUACUUAACAGCCACCAACAUCCCAUUCCUAUUAGGAUCCGCGGGCAAGAAAGUCAUGCAACAACCACUUUCUUCAAAUUUGUUGAAUUCUUCAUCGUUUGAAUGGGAACCCAUAAGAGAUGGGAUGCUGGUGAAACUCAAGACACGUGACGGCGGCGGAUUCUUGCGAGCCAACGAUUUCCGGCUACGGCCGUGGAAGAACUCCGUCACACACGACAACCCUCAUAGAACUGCAACAGCAAAUUGGAUUCUUUGGGACGUGGAGAUUGUGGAGUCAAGAGAACAAGAAUCCGAUGAUAAACCAAUUGAGGUUCGCUUCCUACUUACAUAA
Arachis stenosperma is the source of this 519-nucleotide messenger RNA. RefSeq lists its product as uncharacterized. The transcript has 2 exons. NCBI's taxonomy places the organism in Eukaryota, Viridiplantae, Streptophyta, Magnoliopsida, Fabales, Fabaceae. The coding region runs from base 1 to 519 and encodes 172 amino acids. The record is from RefSeq and is a predicted model, not a curated record.